Molecule: messenger RNA, 1179 nt
Organism: Colletotrichum karsti
Lineage: Eukaryota; Fungi; Ascomycota; Sordariomycetes; Glomerellales; Glomerellaceae
Product: major facilitator transporter
Exons: 1
Coding region: 1-1179 (392 amino acids)
Source: RefSeq, a predicted model, not a curated record
AUGGCAACCACAAACCCCAGUCCUCCAGGAAAGAUGGCGGUGCAAUCCCACGUUGCUCUGGUGAGCUACAUCAACAUGUUCAGCAUCGGAACAGCCUACGCCCUCAGCAUCCUACAGAUCGAGCUGCCUAGAUUACUAGACGUCCCUUACCACUGGUCCUUCGCCCCCUUCGGCUCAGCAAGUCUCGGCCUCGCAGCCGGAGUAGCCACAGCCGCCUCCUCGAUAUCGACCAGCGGCGCCCGCUCGACCACCGCCAAAGGCACCGGGCUCUGGGGCCUCGCCGUGCUCCUCGCAGGACACUCCCUAUCCUCCCUCAACUUCCACGGCAUCCUCGCGGCGCUCUUCGUCGGCGGCGUCGGCGUCGGAUGGACCUACCUCGCCGUCAUCGUCAUGGUCAGCCAGGCGUUUCCGGACCGUCCGCUGAUACGCAGCGCCAUCGGUCCGCUGGGAUUCUCCUCCGGUGCGGCCGCGAGUUUCGUCGUCUCCACGUUUCUUCGAUUCGGCUCCCGGGACGCCGGUGAGCUGGGCGGAUUCUUCAAGGUCGGGGGAGUAGCAUUCGUUACUGUUGGUGCGGCCACGGUGAUGCUGCUGCCCAGCGAUGUAGCUUCGAGCAAGAAAGAGCCGUCCUCGGGGGCCUCGAAAAGGGGUUUCUUCUGGGUCCUGCUCUUCUUCAACGCCUUGCCGGGGAUGACGGCCUUCUCUGCACUUCUCCCGGCAGCUUCAUAUUACAACUCGACGAGCUCCGACAGGUCCCCGAGUGGUCUUCCUUACGCCAUGCUCGCGCUCGCUAGCGGAGGACUCUUCUCCAGCGCCGUUAGCAGUCGUCUUGGGCCCAAUCGCACCUUCACCGUCCUGUUUUCCGUUCGCGGCGCUCUGCUGAUUGCCCUCUGGCGUUCAACAAGCCAGACGCUGGCGUUCGUUACCCUCGCGACUAUUCUGUUCGCUCAUGGCGUCGGCUUCAGCUACAUACCCGGCCUGAUCAAGACGCAACUGGCCAGCGCGUCCGAAUUUCCGCGUGAAUAUGGCCGCGUUCUCACGGCUUGGGGCGCCGCGGGAGUCGUUGCCAGUCUGCUUAAUGCGGCAUUACAUGACGACUUUUCAAGUGUGAGCCUAGUGUUGGGUUUGACGGUGCUGUUUGUCGCCGUUGUGGGCGAAUUGGCUUCUCCUCUCGACGGUUGA